AUGCGUCCUCUAACUGUCCUCUGCGCCCUCUCUACACUCUCAGCUACACUCGCGGUUCCCUUCUCGCAACCAUCCAACUCAACCAGCGCAUCAAAAAAGACCCCCUCGUCAACUGGGCCGGCGACUCUACCCUCGCCGACACUCAGCGCACCUAAUUCUUGCCCCCCAAAUAGGUCCAAGCAAUGUUGCACAACCCUCAGCGAGGUAGGCGACGGUCUCCUCAAGCCAUUGGGCAUGCUCGUUCCUCUCGUGGGGGCGAUUGAGUUGAAUUCACUGGUUGGGCUGUCGUGCCAUAAAAUGGACGACAAGGCCCCAGAAACCGACUGCGGGGAUGCAGUCAUGUGCUGUGAUAAAACUUCGACUGUUGCCUCGGACAAUUUCAUGCAGACUUCCUGCCUGGACUUUGCUAUCGCGAAGAAGCAGGAGCAGGAGGCGAUUGAGCGCCAGCAGAGGCGGUUCUCGGCGUAUCAGAGUAUGAUGAUGUCGGAGUCUGCUACCCCUAGCCCGACGCCAGUCGGUCUGAUGGGCUCGUCUGUCUCGAGGGCGAUGGCAACGCCGACCAGGGUUUAA
Aspergillus udagawae is the source of this 570-nucleotide messenger RNA. RefSeq lists its product as uncharacterized. The transcript has 3 exons. The record is from RefSeq and is a predicted model, not a curated record. The coding region runs from base 1 to 570 and encodes 189 amino acids. NCBI's taxonomy places the organism in Eukaryota, Fungi, Ascomycota, Eurotiomycetes, Eurotiales, Aspergillaceae. Gene Ontology annotation, cellular component: fungal-type cell wall. Gene Ontology annotation, molecular function: structural constituent of cell wall.